Sipha flava (yellow sugarcane aphid) is the source of this 362-nucleotide messenger RNA. RefSeq lists its product as uncharacterized. The annotation marks the transcript as partial. The record is from RefSeq and is a predicted model, not a curated record. The transcript is spliced from 2 exons. Lineage: Eukaryota; Metazoa; Arthropoda; Insecta; Hemiptera; Aphididae.
GUAGCUUACGUGAAAAUAUAGGUGGUAUAAGAGCAGCGAUUGGAAAUAAACCAAUAAUGUUAGUUUUUGAUACUUAUGAUCUUGACUUUUGGAAGAAUAAUAUAACAACUAAUUUAAAAUCAAUCAUUAAUCAAAUGCAAAGCUUCCACGUUGAAGCAAUUGUCUUGGAAAACACAUAUAAUGAAUCAGCGAUACUUCCAGAUGGAAAUUUUACGAACCUUUUGGUAAAAUCGCUCCAGGAAUUUAAAUGUAUGUUACCUACUAUGAUGUUCGGUAUUGCUAUGCCUGCAAAAGCAAAUAUCAUUAUUAAUAGUAAGCUUAUUACAUUACAAUAAAUUGAGAACGAUGAUUAUAUUUUUGGA